Messenger RNA from Aspergillus alliaceus, 183 nucleotides. RefSeq lists its product as uncharacterized. The record is from RefSeq and is a predicted model, not a curated record. The coding region runs from base 1 to 183 and encodes 60 amino acids. The transcript has 2 exons. Lineage: Eukaryota; Fungi; Ascomycota; Eurotiomycetes; Eurotiales; Aspergillaceae.
AUGGGACAGGAUUCCCAUUUCCCAUCCCAAAAUCCCAAAAUCCCAUCCCAUCCCGAAAUCCCUGGGAUUAUCCUGUCCCAACGGUCAGCCUACUCCAUUGUAUACUCCCUUGGGGCCAUGAUCUGUUCUUUCUUCAUUGUAGUCCUAUCACUUUCUGCCUUGCGCCUCCGCUUUCCCCGAUAA